CUUGGUGCAGCCCAGGCCGGGCGCUAGAGGCGGGAGGAGGAGCUGCGGCUGUAGCCACCCGGGUAGGUCUGCACCGCGGGAAGCUGCCGACGACCGCGCGGGCUGUUGCUGGUCCCCGCGUGGAAGAGGCGCGGGCGGCCCCGGAGUCAUGGAGCCUAGUGACGCGGCGCAGCCCGGUCCAGGGAGGGCUAUUUGGGCGCUGUCGCCGCGGCUGCUGCUGCUGCCACUGUUGCCGGUGCUGCUGGGUCGGGGGCUGCGGGCCGGGGCCGCGGCCUCCUCCUCUGGGGCGGCGGCUGAGGACAGUAGCGCCAUGGAGGAGCUCGCCACUGAGAAGGAGGCGGAGGAGAGCCACCGACAGGAUAGCGUCAGCCUGCUCACCUUCAUCCUGCUGCUCACCCUCACCAUCCUCACCAUCUGGCUCUUCAAGCACCGCCGGGUGCGCUUCCUGCACGAGACCGGGCUGGCCAUGAUCUAUGGGCUCAUUGUUGGAGUGAUCCUGAGGUAUGGAACCCCUGCUACCAGCGGUCAUGACAAGUCACUCAGCUGUACUCAGGAAGACAGAGCCUUUAGCACCUUAUUAGUGAAUGUCAGUGGGAAGUUCUUUGAAUACACUCUGAAAGGAGAAAUCAGCCCUGGCAAGAUCAACAAUGUGGAGCAGAAUGACAUGCUGCGGAAGGUAACAUUUGAUCCAGAAGUAUUUUUCAACAUUCUGCUGCCUCCAAUUAUUUUCCAUGCUGGAUACAGUUUAAAGAAGAGACACUUUUUCAGAAAUCUUGGAUCGAUUCUGGCCUAUGCCUUUUUGGGGACGGCUGUUUCCUGCUUCAUUAUUGGAAAUCUUAUGUAUGGGGUGGUGAAACUCAUGAAGAUUGUGGGCCAGCUCUCUGAUAAAUUUUACUACACGGAUUGUCUCUUUUUUGGAGCAAUUAUCUCUGCCACUGACCCAGUGACUGUGUUGGCAAUCUUUAAUGAACUGCAUGCAGAUGUGGAUCUUUAUGCUCUUCUGUUUGGAGAGAGUGUCCUGAAUGAUGCUGUUGCCAUUGUACUAUCCUCGUCUAUUGUUGCCUAUCAGCCAGCAGGACUAAAUACUCACACUUUCGACGCUGCUGCCUUUUUUAAGUCAGUUGGCAUUUUUCUAGGUAUAUUUAGUGGCUCUUUUACCAUGGGAGCUGUAACUGGUGUUGUGACUGCUCUAGUGACCAAGUUUACUAAGCUGCACUGCUUCCCCCUGCUGGAGACGGCGCUUUUCUUCCUGAUGUCCUGGAGCACAUUUCUUUUGGCUGAAGCCUGUGGAUUUACAGGUGUUGUAGCUGUCCUUUUCUGUGGGAUUACACAAGCUCAUUACACAUAUAACAAUCUGUCAGUAGAAUCGAGAAGUCGAAGCAAGCAGCUUUUUGAGGUGUUACACUUUUUGGCAGAGAACUUCAUCUUCUCCUAUAUGGGCCUGGCGCUGUUCACCUUCCAGAAGCAUGUUUUCAGCCCAGUUUUCAUCAUUGGUGCUUUUGUUGCCAUCUUCUUGGGUAGAGCUGCACAUAUCUACCCACUCUCCUUCUUCCUCAACUUGGGCAGAAGGCAUAAGAUUGGCUGGAAUUUUCAACACAUGAUGAUGUUUUCAGGCCUGAGGGGAGCGAUGGCAUUUGCACUUGCCAUCCGUGACACGGCAUCCUAUGCUCGCCAGAUGAUGUUCACAACCACACUGCUCAUUGUCUUCUUCACUGUAUGGGUCAUCGGUGGAGGCACCACGCCCAUGUUGUCAUGGCUCAAUAUAAGAGUUGGUGUUGACCCAGAUCAAGACCCACCACCUAACAAUGACAGCUUUCAAGUCUUACAAGGGGAUGGCCUGGAUUCUGUUGGAGGAAGCCGGACAAAGCAGGAGAGUGCAUGGAUAUUCAGGCUGUGGUACAGCUUUGAUCACAAUUACUUGAAGCCCAUUCUCACCCACAGCGGUCCCCCGCUAACCACCACUCUCCCAGCCUGGUGUGGCUUGCUAGCUCGAUGUCUGACCAGUCCCCAGGUGUAUGAUAACCAAGAGCCACUGAGAGAAGAUGACUCUGAUUUCAUCCUAACGGAGGGUGACCUCACCUUGACCUAUGGAGACAGCACUGUGACUGCAAAUGGCUCCUCGAGCUCCUACACAGCCUCUACAAGUCUUGAGGGUGGUCGGAGAACAAAAAGCAGCUCUGAGGAAGUGCUUGAGCGAGACCUGGGAAUGGGAGAUCAGAAGGUUUCCAGCCGGGGCACCCCCCUUGUGUUUCCACUGCAGGAAAAUGCAUGACUUCCCCCUAAGUCUUGGAGGAUCAGGGAGGCUCUCAUGAGGAUGAGGAUGGCCAAAUGCCCCAGUGUGUUUGAGGUGUGGCAUUGACUGGGUUAAACUAAUACUUCUGUUUCAUUGGGCUCUGAAACUAUCAUCACCAACACUUGACCCAAGACUCAGAUGGUGAAGCUAAAGUGUCUCUAAAUUAAGACAAAGGCAGACCUAUUCCCACUUUUUCAUAUAGUAGUCCGCUGUUUCAGAGUUAAGCAAAAUAAUAGCAUGCUUUUAAUGGUUUCUCACUUCAUCUGCCUGCAGCAUCUAACCAUGGUGGGGCAGAUAAGGGACUUCAACUCUGUGCUGUAGUGCCCAUCUAGCUGGCUUAAGGAGCAUCAAGUUGGAAUGACAAGUUAGACAAAAGACAGUGAAGAAAGGAAACUGAAACCGGAAUCCCGAUGGUACCAUACGCUGGUGUUACCCCAGACAGUAGAGCCCCUGGCUCUGAAGACUUACACAAUUGCAUCCUCCUGUCAGAGUCCUAGCUGUUCUAUCUGUGUUGCUCCUAGACUGAAGAUUAGGAAGCUUGUCCAUAGGCUGGGGCAUUAGCUCAGUGGCAGAGUGCUAGAGUACUUGCCUACAAUGUACAAGACCCUGGGUUCCAUUCCCAGCACUGCAAACAGUGUGUGUGAGGGGUUUCCAAGAGCAUUUCAAUAUGGGGAAAGAAGUCUAGUUCCUUCUCUGUAAGCCUCUAUAAGAGAGUUACUGAAAUGUUUAAAACCAAAGGCAAAUCAUGUUCUGUUCUUCUCUUUUAAUUAAUCUGAGGACAGGAGGUAUUGAGAAACUGAUGAUGAUACCACUGGAACACUCACUUGACUUUGGAAGCUACUAUGUGAGCCCACUGCCUGGAAGGUAACUGAUAGACUGAGGUUUAUCUACCACAGGGUUUGAGAUAACAUGGAUAUUCGCUAGGGAGGAGAAGGCAGGAAGAAAUGGAAGAGGUCCUAGACUAUGGUUAGAGGAAAUAAAUUUCAAUGUGAAAAAAUAACCUGUAAAAAAAAGAUAGAACUCUUUAUUUUUAUUUUACAUAAAUUUCAUUUUAAAACAUCCAAAAGAAGUAAUUUCAAAAUCAUACUAAAUAGAAUAUAGAACUUGCUUUAUUAUAAAUUAUAUAAAUGUAUAUGUUUAGGUAAAGACUGAAUUCCAAUGCCAACUAUUUUUAGGACAAAAACUUCAAUACUUAUAAUUUAUAAUUACUUUCCCAUUGGUACUAUUUUCAGCACCUAGAAGACGAAAAUCAUUCUGAUGCUUUUAUUUCUAUCUGAACUUUUGUUACUAAAAAAUAUAUCCAAAGCCCUUUAAAUGACUUAGCAUUUUUGCUCUUCCAGAGAAGACAGGGAAGUCAAAAACAAAACAAAACAAAACAAAAAACAACAACAACAAAAACAAAUCAGAUUUUUUAAAACUAUUAGAUGACUGGCAUUCUGACCUCUGACCACACCUUCCUUUGUGAAAUUUGAUAACUCCAGGAAUCAAAGAUGACUCAUCUGUUGUGUGUGAGAGUUGGUGUUGGUCAAAGAAUGUCCCCUGUAGCAAUCUUCUUGUGGUCUAGGUCUUGCUGCCAUACUCCACUUCUGAUUUUUGAACCUUUUCUUCCAGCCUGACUUGGUUUACUUUCUUCAGGAAUUAUGUUUGGUAUAUUUAGCUGUGUUCAGACAUAUAGGAUCAUGUCUGGGUAAAGUAGAAAGUGAGGCAGGGCAAGAUUUAGUCAGAUCCAUCAGGCAAACUGGAGAACUUCUGGAUGCAUUCUGAGGCUUCCUUUGCUGUGGCCAAUGAACCUGCCCCAAGAUUGUUCAAAUCAGAACUUCUCCAGAAGGCACUACAGAGCUGCACAUCUUCUGAGUUCUAGUGGUUAAAGGCAGUCCUGUUUUAAAAAGUGUUGCUUUAACCAACUGGCUGUUUCUUAUGGGAUGCCUUUUCCUCCAAUCCCAGAUUGGCUCCUGUAAAGCUUCUUCAUCUAAAAAUUCUUUUCAUGGUGGUGAAGUGGUACGAGCAUCACAUGCAGUAGUGAGCAGCUGCUGGAAAUGCUGUUCUUUUGGUCAUUUCUUUACAUUGUUGAAUCUGUAACUCCAGCUUACUGAGUUUCUUGAAAGUUCAGUCUUGUCGUGAGAUUACAUCUUCAUCAUUCAAAUCUCAGUGUAUCUUGUGUUACUUGGUUAUGACACUUUAUAUGUGACUUCAAUAUUCUGCACUGCUUUCUUGUGUUGUUUUAAGCUGCUCUCUUGAGGUUUUACAGGAAAGGCCCCACAUACUCACCCUGGUCAGCUCCCCAGUGUGAUGAUCUCUGUCUGAGGUAAUAGUUCCUGUAUCAUCUGCCAUUUCUCUGUUUCCUUUUUGGGGGAAAAAAUUCAGCAUUUUCCAUUAGAAUUUGUCCCUGAUGAUUGAUUUGUAACCAUUCAGGUGUAUAGUUUCCUCUUUGUUCCUGGCUUUUGUUUUGCCCAUUCUCUGGGAGCCCAUGUUUGCAGAAUUUGUAAUGGCUGUGGUUGAUUUUCAUUCUUCUUCUUCAUAACAAGUUGAGGGGAACAGGCCUUUAUACUUUCAUGCUCUUUCUUUUCAUGUCAUGGUUGUACUGAGUAGCUUAGCCUGCAACAUUGGCUUGUAGGUUCUGUACCUCAUCUUUCUCAUUUUUAUUGGGUUGGAGAGAUGGCUCAGCCGUUAAAGGCUAGGCUCACAAUCAAUAGAUUCUUAUUCUUGCAUUGUAAGCCCCUAUCUCCUGAAGUCUAGACUUCUCUCCUGGAGGAUUUUAGUUGCUCCCUGAGUUGCUUAGCAGGCCUGCAGAUGGCCCAUAGCACUUCCCAGUUUCAGAUUCUGUGUUUCUAUAUUUUCCUAAGCUGAAAGGUUCCUCCUGUGAGGUACAAGUAGCUCACCCAGAGAGUUCAAAACAGAAACUAACUUAAUUCUCUCUGUGUCUUUUUACUCUUGGAUUCUUCAUAUAAUGAAUGAAAACUAAAAGUAGUCAACUCUUGGUCAAGAUGUAGAACAUUUUAGUCAAUAUUCCCUUCUGUGCAUACUUGGUGAGAAAGACAUUUGCUGUUGAGAAUAAGUUUGAUUGAGACAUCUUUAUUUCCAAGGUAUAUUGAGAGAUACUUUUGCUUUCUGCCAUCAGACCUGGAACUAUCCCAUUCAUCCAGUUUCCAGAGUCAGGGUACCUGAGGAGCUCAUUACAGCAAUGAAAGUCUUAGAAUAGCUGCCAUCAUACAAAUAUCUCCAUUAAGGCCCCAGAGCUGCAGAGUCAAUACCACCUUCUCCAGCAGCCCUAUAUGCAGCACAGACAGCAAAGGAAAUAGUAAGGGGCUGCCUGCUCCUUCUGCACUGUAGACUCCUGUUCUGAUCAGUGAGGUCAGCUGUGCUCCAUAGAAGUCUUAAGACUUAGAACUUCAGACAUUGAACUGAUGCAUGCAUGCAAUAUUAGUGGCUAAAUGAGGAUUCAGAAGCAAAGUAAUGAACAUAACCCAGUAGAAAAUCCUGUCUUCUAUAAGUUUAGGAAUUCAUGUGUCUCUUGAAUAAGUUUAGGAAUUCAUGUGUCAUGCAAAGAGAGGUCGUUUUCUUGGUGGAGAGGCUACUGCAUCAGGUUAAAAUGGACAUGGUUUGAAAUACAGCAUUUCAAUUUAAUUCUUUCUUGAUGAGCUAUUCUAAUUUACUCACUCUUAAAGUAGGUAAAGUAUUGAGAGAAAUCUUAGAGUUUUUUUUCCCAUGUCUUACAAUGCUGGAUGUUUUGGUAACCCGAUUUCUAAAAGAUGCUUUUAUAAUGUGGUGUUUUUUCUCCUCAUUGCAUAAAAAUAGUGCUCAUAAGCACUAGAACAUCAAUAGUGGCAUCACCUAUUUAAUCUUUUUGACAGCCUAGUCUUAGCCUAAUCCUGUUGUGUUCCUCUUAAAGGAUCUUAUAAUCUUCAUUAUUUUGAAACUUGGCCCUGAUCUUUGGUUGCAAAAUGUAGAGAUUCACCCUGACUUCUCAGGAGUUCUCAAAGAUGAAGCUACCUAUAGAAGUGGUUCCACAUUGAAGUGUUGUGCCCAGGCUACAUGAAGAAAAGUAGAGGUGCCACAAAGCCCAGAAACUGCCUGCUUCAAAGCCAGCUAUCUGGAAACCAGACUGGAAUUGCUGAGUAAUGGUCAGGUUUGUCUAAGAAAGUAGUCCAAGUCAUCUUUCAAACCUGUUCAUUCUGAGUUGAGGGUGAUGACAGCUCUGAGGACUGGAAUAUUCUAGAUCAGGCAUUCUGAACUCAGACUGCUUAUUACCUUUGGUCUUUGAUUUAAAAAAUUCAAGGUUGAGGAUUUGGCUUAGCUAUAGAGCACUUCCUAGCAUGCCAAGGCUAGGGUUCUAUUCCCAAGCACUAAAAUAAAAAUGCCAAUUAAAGGUGUAGUAACAUAAAGAUUUGGGUUCUGCAGUUUCAGAGUGGGGCCUGGCAUGUGUGAUUUGUUUUGAAACUUCUAGGAUUCCUCCUGUGCAGAAGGGUUGAUUGAGCCUUUUGGAUAAAGCUCACAAGGAACCCUUUGGAAGCUUAGUUAAAGGAAUGACCUACUGAGUUGUUUGUUUAGUAAUCAUUAGUGACAAAAUGAAACUGAUUACUAAUGCAGAUUAGGCCACUGUAAAACUUUUGUGCUCAUUUUGCAGAAUUCAAGGUUGUCUUCCAUAUGAAAAUAAAGAGACUUGAAGGAAAGAGGAGGGUGACUUGAGUAUAUGCAUAGAAGAAUUUCAAACUUGUCAUCUUUAUUCCCACUUGUGGGGAAGGAAGCUUUUGUCUUUGAGCUGCUGAGUAAUCCAACACAAAGGAUUCUAGGAAGCUGUCCUUUCAGUUCAGUAUGGAAUUAAAUUAAUAGUCCCUUUUUGUGGUCAGACUUUGUCUUGUUAGUCCACAUACCUUAUUCAACAGAAUAAGGGUAGGUCUAUUCACUGUCAAGGAAGGUUGUAGUCAUUCUAUUGUCACAUGUCAGCACUGGUACAGCUCUGAUAGAAGAUAAAAACCCACUCAUUCCUUUUCAUAAUGCUCCUGUGGGAACUACCUAGAAAGCCCAAGCUUUCUUAGAGAAGGAAUUCUGGCCCUUAAAGAAGGUUGUGUGUUUCUUUCUAGCAACACCGUAGAAAGGGCAUAUCAACUUCAAUCAUCCAGGGUACUUCCUAGAGUGACCAUGAUGCUUUGGAGCUAAACAAACCACACUAUGAUAUCAAAUGUCUCAUCAAGCAAGCAGCAAGGAAUACCCUGGGUUGGAUCCUCUAGACCUCCAAAUGCCUUGUGGUUCCAUAGAAAAAUAAGAUCUCUUUUGAAAGAAAAGAAAAAGUUCUCAUCUGUAUGUGAGCAAGUCCAUCCAGAGCAAAGACCAGUUCCUUCCAAAACAAAUGUCUGCUUCACAAUUCUCCACAGCCUUUCCCUUGACUUGUCUCCAGUGGAAGUGAACGUAAUUGUGUCAGAUAUUUAAUGUGAACCAUUGGUUCCCCGGUACAGAAACACCACUGAGAUCAGAGAACAGUUGAGCAAUUCACCAGAGGUACAGACCAUCCUCUUGUAAGCUGCCUGGUUCCCAGUAUGAGUUCUAAGAGAACUAAAAGUAGCCUAGAGCUGACAUCACCAUCCAUCUAAAAUGUCAUCUGCAGGGAGGGCACUUGAGUCUCACACCUGCCUUUUGAUAUUGACUCUUAAGUUGGGGCAGACCCUCUCCUGUGUGUUGAGUUAGAGCUCUUCUGUUGUUUUUUAAGUGAGACUCUGAUUUGCUAGCAUCAGCUGUUGUGUUCUGAGGCAGUAAGUUUGACUUAACUCUUAAACUCUACUGGCCAAGAGUUUAGUUUAGAAAGAACACAUCUGGAUGCUGCUUUUACAUCUUUGGUACCUAAAAUGACUCUACCCCUUUUUAAAACCUAGUUUGAACAAUCCAUAGAGAAGUAUCAUAGGAACGAGUGUCAAUUAGAUGUCAAACCAGAAAAGCAUUCCUUGACAACUCUUUCAAAACAGGACCUAAAAACAAACUUUUUUUUUGCCACAGUUUUUUUUUUUGUUUUUGUUUUUGCCAUACUAUUUUUUUGCUGAAUGUCAUUUAUUAAAGGAGGGAGGAGGUCUUAAAUACAGGCUUACAGCACAAUGGGAGAACCCCAGAGAGCAGAAGUUCGCUACCAAUGUUUUACAAUCUUGCAUCUAAGCUGUUAACGCCCAUUAUGCAGGAUACACAGACAAGAAACUUCGCUUAAGCAUUUAGGAGGGUGGAACCCGGCAGGGAAUUAGCAUAGGGAGGAUAUCAAGGUCAAGGUCAGCAAGCAAGGCAACAGUUACCCAAAACAGGGGGGGGGCAGGGCCCUACAGGUCCCCCUUUUACUAGAAAAUGAGCUUCUGACUUAGGUUGCGUGGGACGUCAGCAAGUCACCUUACCUGUAAAAACAAACUUUUUCCUGCUUUCAGUUUUUAUAGACAUUUGUCAGAUUAGCAGAUACAUCUUAUCACCAAGUGCUGGCAAAUUGUAAAGAGCAAAACUCAAGUUUUUGUGUUCAUUUUAUAUUCCAAAGCAGGGGAUGCUAUAACUGUGGCUCAUUUGGAACGUAUAGGCAGCCAUGUUUUGGACACUUAAGCCUUGGGGAUCAGUAAAAGGAGGGUCUAUCUGUUGUGCUGCUUUUUGAGAAGGCCUCAAGUGGAUAUGAGAAUACACAGCACAGGCCAUCAUCUUCUCAGAGCACCAUUAAAAGGGCACAAAAAAAAAAGAAGUGAA
Peromyscus californicus insignis is the source of this 8995-nucleotide messenger RNA. RefSeq names its product solute carrier family 9 member A7 (gene Slc9a7). The coding region runs from base 149 to 2272 and encodes 707 amino acids. Lineage: Eukaryota; Metazoa; Chordata; Mammalia; Rodentia; Cricetidae. The transcript has 16 exons. Gene Ontology annotation, cellular component: recycling endosome; membrane. The record is from RefSeq and is a predicted model, not a curated record. Gene Ontology annotation, molecular function: sodium:proton antiporter activity. Gene Ontology annotation, biological process: sodium ion transport; proton transmembrane transport; regulation of pH.